This is a messenger RNA of Monascus purpureus, 1920 nucleotides long. The record is from the annotation of a GenBank genome assembly. Lineage: Eukaryota; Fungi; Ascomycota; Eurotiomycetes; Eurotiales; Aspergillaceae.
UAUCUCCCCCACUUCAACUAUGUAUGAUAAACCUCGAUACCCCUCCGUUCCUGACUCUUGCAUCUUGAUAUUCUGUCCUCAUUCCCAUUCCCAUUCCCACUCUCAUUCUCACUCUUAUUCUCACUCUCACUUUACCUACUGUUACUCCUACAUACACACCAUGUCUGCUGAAACAAUCACAACCAUCUCCCCCACCACCAACUUCCCAGUCGCCACCAGGACCGGCGUGACGCCAGCGGACCUGCAACGCAUCGCAGAAACAGCCCAGGCUGCAUUCCGCUCCUUUUCUCAAUCCACGACCCUGGAACAGCGCCAGAAACUCGUUGAUCGAGCCCUCAGCAUCCUAGAGGAAAAGAAAGAUGCGCUCGCGAAGGAAGUAACGGAGCAAAUGGGCCGGCCGAUUUCAUAUACUCCCGUUGAGGUUCUGACGGCCGUCAAGCGUGGUCGGUACCUGAAUCGAAUCAGCUCGUCCGUGUUAAGUGAAGAAGGCGUUGUCCAUGGGGAUGCUGAGGAGGGGUUCAAGCGGUAUAUCAAGCGCAGACCAGUGGGGGUUUCGUUGAUUAUUUUUGCCUGGAAUUAUCCCUACUUGAUUGGUGUUAAUAGUUUGGUCCCUGCUAUAUUGUCUGGAAAUGCUGUGAUCCUCAAACCGUCCCCUCAAACACCCACUGUCGCGGAGCAGUUCGCUGCUGCAUUCUUGGAGGCUGGUCUUCCGGAGAAUGUUAUUCAGUAUUUCCACUGCGGAACGCCCGAGUUGCUUGAGCCUCUCAUUCGAUCUCCACUGGUCAACAAUAUCUGCUUCACUGGCUCUGUGGCUGGCGGACUGGCUGUCCAGAAGAUUGCUUCAGACAGGAUAGUAAACGUCGGUCUGGAGCUGGGUGGUAAAGAUCCGGCAUACGUUCGGGAUGAUGUGAACGUAGCUUGGGCCGCGGAGGAAAUCGUUGACGGUGCAAUCUUCAAUAGCGGUCAGAGCUGCUGCGCCAUUGAGCGAGUCUACGUACACAAGAACAUCUAUGAUUCGUUCAUUGCCGAGGUCAAGAACGUGCUGAGCAAAUACCGUGUCGGUGACCCCUUCAAGACCGAGACGCAGAUCGGCCCCGUCAUCUCCAAGCGUGCAAAGGAGACCAUCCUAGCACACAUUGCAGAUGCUGUCUCGAAGGGCGCCAAAGACGAGACACCUGCGAAUGCAACCUUUGAGAACUUCCCAUCGGACGGUAACUAUGUUAAGCCCACGCUGCUGACAGGAGUCAACCACAACAUGACAGUCAUGAAGGACGAGACAUUCGGCCCCGUGAUUCCGGUGAUGAAAGUCGAUAAUGACGAGGAAGCUGUCAAACUUAUGAACGAUAGCGAAUUUGGUCUUACAGCAAGUGUCUGGACCAAGGAUGUUGCUCUUGCUGAGAACCUGAUCGAGCGAGUCGAGGCAGGAACCGUUUUUAUCAACAGGAGUGACUAUCCCAGUCCGGACCUUGCAUGGACCGGCUGGAAGAACUCUGGCCGAGGUGUAACAUUGAGCCGAUUCGGUUUCGACCAGUUCCUCAAGUUGAAGAGCUAUCAUGUCAAGAACUACCCUAAAUAAUCCUGUAUCUCGAAUUCCUACCCUCGUUUGAUUUGAGGAAGAAAAGCAAAAGACUAAUUAUAGACAAAAUAAACUGAGUAUAUGCACCUUUCCGGCUAGAAGUGGCUAGUCAACUGCUGUAGUAGGACCGUGGCGGUAGAUAUCCGUCAAUAUCUGCUAUUUCUGGCUCGACAUGCCUUCUGUUACUCCCUCUUACCGAGAAUAACCCUGAAGAAUUCCCGAGUAUGGAUCUUCAAGGAAAAGAAGAUAUGAAAAGAAGAUCUCCAGUGCCUAAUAUCCUAGAAAUUCGAUACAUCAUAUCAUUGAAUACAAUGGUCUUUCUUGCUUUUAGGGUACAUAUAGAU